Molecule: messenger RNA, 2162 nt
Organism: Hemiscyllium ocellatum (epaulette shark)
Lineage: Eukaryota; Metazoa; Chordata; Chondrichthyes; Orectolobiformes; Hemiscylliidae
Product: 2-hydroxyacylsphingosine 1-beta-galactosyltransferase-like
Exons: 6
Coding region: 393-1988 (531 amino acids)
Molecular function (GO): UDP-glycosyltransferase activity
Source: RefSeq, a predicted model, not a curated record
GUUCAACCAUUUAAAAUCCGAGGUGUAUAAUGAAGUUUCUAUCGACAAUGAGCCAGCAGUGAGUGUCUAUAAAUGGAAAUGAUACCAUUGACAACUCUGUGUUGGAGAAAUGUUUUUCCCGUUUGGCUGGUUUUAAGAUUAGGGCGGAGCAAAUAGAUAGGAAGUGAAACCGGGUUGUGAAAAAAGUGCACACGCCUUUUAAAUUCUCCAGAUUAAAUUCUUCGGUAAAAGGACACGCCGACAACUGGAAGCCUCACCGAACUGCUCAACACGGCCGGCAGGUAAAGAGUUUACUUAUACUGCUGUGGGCAAAGACUACAACCUCUGUGUCUUUGAACAGGUUGUUGGGUUUUUAAACAAGGCAAAGGUCAUCGAACAAGAAAAGCUCAAGAAUGAAACUGUUAUUCUUCACCAUUUCACUCUUCAUAUUGACUUUGACCAUCUUGAAGUCUUCCAUAGCUGCUAAGAUAAUGGUGAUCCCACCAAUCAUGUUUGAAAGUCAUUUACAAAUAUUUAAAACACUCGCAAAGGCAUUGCACGGGCAGGGGCAUGAGAUGGUCAUUGUAGCAUCGAAAGGCCGGGAGAUCGAGGAAUCUCCUUAUUACAGGUUUCAGAAAUAUCCCGGCCUGUUCACUUCUCAAACUGCCGAUGACUUCCUCCAGGAGAAAAUGAAGAACAUCUUCUCAGGGAAGUUGACAGCGCUGGAACUCUUUGGCAUUUUGGACAGUUAUACAGCAAACUGUGACCAGAUGUUGGGCAACCGGGAUCUGGAGAACCGGCUCAGGAAAGAACAAUUUGACCUGCUCCUGGUUGAUCCCAAUGAAAUGUGCGGCUACGUAUUCGCUGAAAUCCUGGGCGUGAAGCAUGUUACGUUUUCCACUGGGCUGUGGUUCCCGGCAGAGCUCGGUGCCCCUUCCCCGGUUUCCUAUGUUCCAGAAUUUAACUCCCUGAUGACCGAUCGGAUGAGUUUCCUGGAGCGUGCUUGGAACAGUUUGAUCUACGUGGUCAGCAGAGUGGGCACCAGGUGCGCCGUCCUCCCUAAGUACGAUGCAAUUCUGCAGAAGCACAGGGCUAAACCGUCCAGAUCCAUGUUGGAGGUGGUCCAGGCUUCAAGCGUUUUCCUUCUCUGCACUGACAUAGCGCUGGAGUUUCCCAGGCCAAGUCUACCAAACAUUGUCUUUGUGGGAGGGAUCCUCACGAGGCAUGCAAACCCCUUGCUGGAGGACCUGGCCACCUGGGUGGAAGGUGCACCUGACGGAGUUGUGGUGGUCUCUUUUGGUGCUGGAGUCAAAUAUCUUUCAGAUAACCUGACAGAAAAACUAGCAGCUGCUUUUGCUCGGUUACCACAGAAAGUUCUCUGGAGGUUUUUUGGGAAAAGGCCAAGCUCCUUGGGAAACAAUACAAAGCUGAUGGAGUGGAUACCACAGAAUGACUUGUUGGGUCAUCCGAACGUAAAGGCAUUUUUAAGCCAUGGAGGUUUGAAUGGCAUCUAUGAGUCCAUAUACCAUGGUGUACCAGUGGUAGGAAUUCCAUUCUUUGGAGACCAUUAUGACAUCAUGACGAGAGUUCAUGCUAAAGGAAUGGGGAUUUUUCUAUCCUGGAAAGCUAUGACUGAGGAGGACAUUUAUCAAGCUAUUAUCACAGUGACCAUGGAUCCGAGGUACAAGGCGCAGGCAAUGUAUUUAUCCAAAUUGCAUCAUGACCAGCCUCUCCAUCCAGUGAACCGUACAAUCUACUGGCUGGACUAUGUUCUACGGCACAAUGGAGCAGCACAUCUGCGCCCCAGCAUGUAUGACAUGUUCUUCUACCAGUAUUACAUGCUCGAUGUAAUCGCUUUGUUUGCUGUGUGCGCAAUAUUAUUUGGUUAUUGUUUCUUGAAAAUGGUGAAGAAACUGAAAGGAAGUAUUUUGCCAAAGGUUAAAAGCAGUCAUACGCAGAAUGGCAUUCCAAAUAGAAAGACGGCAUCAGAAAGCAAAAAGCGAAAAUAAAUCAUUGUACCGAUCCUAUCAGGUUACUAUGGGAACUAGUACCUAACUGGCUUUUUUUUUACACUUGAAACUUAGUUGAAUUAUUUUGAUAACUGAAAUGUAAUGUGAGGUUUUAAGCCACAAAUGUGAUUUCUACUGACUUUUUAUAUGUAUAAUAAAGAUCUAUCUUUAUAA